ACUUUUGAAACUAGUUAUUGGACAAAUUAUAUGUCACUGUAAUCGUCUGACUGCCGCCUAUGGGACUGGUCUGGGAAAUAUGGUAGAUUAAUAAUAUUCAAGUUGACUUCUAGAUUGUAUUUCAGCGUUGGAUUCGACCACCUACAAGGGAAGUGUUGUAUAUAUGUCUGAUGAUGGUGCUGGCUAUCACCCUGGUGUUUCAACGAUGGGAGGCCAGCCAGCGGACCUCAGGAAAGGCCAGGAGGAUAGCAAACACUCCAGCAGAGGUCAUGGCUCCUGGUGGUGAGAUAGUGACGAAGGUGAAGACCGUAUCUGCUUGCCGUGAUGGGCUGUGGUGUUUCCGUCAGCGCCUGCGGGAGUCGCUACACUGGCGAGAUGCUCGACUUCUGAAGCACCUUCGGGAGAUGAGUGAACCAGCGCCACAGGUAAAGGACCUUAUUCUUGACCCCCGGCACCCACCUUGGCAACACCGACCUUCCUUCAACACUACCGAGACCUUCAUCAGAACUCUUACUCAAGGUCAGGAAGGUGGAGUGUUCGUGGAGGUGGGUGCGCAAGAUGGCUUGUGGUUGAGUAACACCUGGUGGCUGGAGACUGAGCGAGGCUGGCGAGGUUUGCUGCUUGAGUCUGACCCUUCAAACUACCGUCUACUGAGAGGCUCAGCCCGAGCCUCACCCACGCUCCCAAUCUGUGUGACUGCAGAACUCCGAGUCUCCCAGAAACUGAUGGUACGAACUCGGUCUCCCAAAAACUUCACAAGAGCUUUGCUGAGAGCUCAACAAGGACGCUCUAAGCUUGCUAAAUUCGCUACUCCCUCGGAACUGUUGACAGGAGACACCUGGAUUGCCACCUGUUAUCCCAUCUUCUCUGUCCUUGCUGCUGCUGGAUACUCCAAGAUUGACCUUCUAACCUUUGACCUAUCUGGUGGAGGGAUGGAGAUGACCACAGACUUCCUCACUAUAAACCAUGCGCUGGGUACCCCCUUCCAUGUCAAGCUGCUGCUGUACCAAGACAGCCAGCUGGAGGAGUUCUUUGACCUGCAGCAAGUGAAAGACACCUUCAGGAGGCUGGGCUACCUUACGCUGAAGAUCAAGGCAGCUCACUACCUCCUCUAUCACCACACCAUCAGUGUUGUGGCUGUCUGAUUCCUGCUCAUUCUCUCUCGCUUCACGAUAUAAAUAUUAUAUUUUUGCUUUUCCUCUGAAAUUCAGCAACAUGUAGCUGUAUGAGACGGACAGACAGACAGAAGGACAGACAGACGGACAGACAGCUACAAGGUGGGAGACGAAAGAGUGGGUAGAUAACCUGAAAAAUAACCUAAAAAAAAUUAACGCUGCUGGAUUGGAAGUCACCAUCUCAUUUUCAGAGUUUGUUGUCGUUAACAGUUAAUGAUUAUUUAUUCAUGUAUAAUACCUGUAUGUAUAGUCUAUAGUUUAAUACCUGUAUGUAUAGUCUAUACUCUGUCAAUAUACGAGUAAGUACAUAGGUCGAACUGUUGAACAGGGGUAAAUCACCUCAAACAGGACAAAUUCUAUUGUGGGUGAACCUUCCUAUACUGAACCCUCCUUUUCUAAACUCUCCUUUUCCAAACUCUCCACUUCUAAACCCUUCUUUUAUAAACCUUCCUUUUCUAAACUCUCCUCUUUACCCACGAGCAUCGUGAGAGGGAGACUGCCAGUAGCAGCUCGCCUCAACCAACAAUUUCGGCCUUUAUGAGAGAUCCUCUGACCUGCUUUUAACAUGCUCAUUGUAUAUGCUUAAUGCUCUUCGAUUUCUCUGUUUCUAAUGUUUUCAGCGCUUUUAAACUUUUAAUUUCC
This is a messenger RNA of Cherax quadricarinatus, 1817 nucleotides long. RefSeq lists its product as uncharacterized. The record is from RefSeq and is a predicted model, not a curated record. Lineage: Eukaryota; Metazoa; Arthropoda; Malacostraca; Decapoda; Parastacidae.